This is a messenger RNA of Striga hermonthica, 1554 nucleotides long. NCBI's taxonomy places the organism in Eukaryota, Viridiplantae, Streptophyta, Magnoliopsida, Lamiales, Orobanchaceae. The record is from the annotation of a GenBank genome assembly.
AUGAAAAACCUUCGACAGCUGAGAAGUUUAUCCACAUUCCUCCACACAACCAAAAACCUUAAUGAAUUCUCAGCUUCCACAAAUCACAGCAAAAAUCCCAUCUUUUUACCCCACAGAACGAUCCCUCCACCCACAGGUCAGGAUUCAGACUUCAUAACCAUAGCUCACAGCUAUAUAAUCCAUUCCGAAUGGGAUAAACUCGAUAAAUUAGCCUCUGCCUUAUCCCCCUUUCGAAUCAAGCACAUUCUUCUCAAAACCCGAAAAGAUUACGUCCUCUCACUCGAAUUCUUCAACUGGGUCGGCCUCAAAAGCCCCGACCUCAACACGCUCGAGGUGACCUCCAUAAUCCUCCACAUCUUGACCAGGAAUCGUAAGUUCAAAUCUUCGGAGUCGAUUCUGAAGGGACUUCUUGAAAUGCGCUCAUCCGACUUAAAUUUCCCGCGCAGGGUUUUCGAAGCUUUGAUUCACUCGUACAGGAUGUGCGAAUCGUCCCCUCGUGUGUUUGAUUUGUUGUUCAAGACUCACGCGCAUAUGAAGAAGUUUAGGAACGCUUCUGAUUGUUUCCGCUGGAUGAAAGAGUACGGGUUCUUCCCCACUAUUGAGUCCUGCAAUGCCUAUUUGAGUUCGUUGAGUAGUUUGAAUCGUGCAGAUAUCGUGUUAGCCUUUUAUAAAGAAAUCUGCAGGUGUAGGAUCACCCCAAAUGUGUACACUGUUAAUAUGGUUAUGGGGGCUUAUGGUAAAUUAGGGAAGUUGGAUAUGGCUAUUGAGCUGUUUAAAGAAAUGGAAUCAAUGGGAUUGGCUUGUAAUGUCGUCUCGUAUAAUACUUUGAUUGCCGGUUAUUGUGCCAAGGGUUUAGUGGCAAGUGGUAUGAAGAUCAAGAAUGCAAUGGAUAAAAACGGGGCCCCAGCGAAUGAUGUUACGUAUAACACGCUUAUACAUGGAUUAUGCAUGGAGGGGAGAGUACAUGAAGCUAGUAAGCUUCUUCGAGAGAUGAAAAGUGUGGGCGUAAAUCCUACAACGGUAACUUAUAACGUACUAAUAGGUGGUUAUGGUGAAAAUGGAAAUAGUGGGAUGGCACUUCAGUUGUUUGAUGAAAUGUCUGUGAGUGGGGUGAAAGCCGAUAUCUUGACCUAUAAUGCCGUGAUCAUGGGCCUCUGCAAGGAGGGAAAGACGAGAAAAGCCGCUUACAUGGUGAGAGAGCUCGACAGGGAGAAAUUGGUCCCUAAUUCAUCCACUUUUGCUGCACUUAUUGCCGGGCAGUGUACGAGAAGCAAUGGCGACCGUGCUUUUGAGAUUUACAAGAGCAUGGUACGGAGCGGGUGUCAUCCGAAUGGAUCAACUUUUGAGAUGCUGAUAUCCACUUUUUUAAAGAACGAAGAUUAUGAGGGGGCUGUUCGGAUUUUGAGAGAGAUGAUGGAGAGGGCUAUAGCUCCUGAUUUUGAUAAAUUGUCCUCUCUUUUUGAUGGGCUUUGCCAAUGUGGGAAGGAGGAUUUGGUCAUGGACUUGCGAAACGAGAUGGAAUCCCGGCAGAUUAUGCCUGGGGGUUUUUUGUGA